AUGUCAAAGAUAAAGAAGUAUGAUGCAGCAGCAUUUGAGUACCUGACAAAUAUUGAAGAGCAGUGGACUAGGCACAAGUUUGACAGAGUUGUUUGUUGUGAUCAUAACACAACAAACUUUGUUGAGUCAUUCAACUCAGUUACAAAGGACAACAGAGACAUGCCUGUGUUCACUUUACUGGAAGCUGUCAGGAAUUGGUGCAUGAAAAGAAUGGGUUCCAGGUUUGACAAAGCAAUUGACAUGGACCCUAAUGAGCUGACAAAACAUGCUAAAGAGGUUUUGGAGACAAGAAGUGAAGAGUCAAGGUUGUGCCAUGUAACAGCAGCUGGUGGGAGAGAGUUUGAAGUCAGGGAUGGCCAUGUCAAGUUCCCUGUCACACUCCAGACUAUGACAUGUGGGUGUGGGAAAUGGCAGGGAUCAGGGAUACCAUGCAGGCAUGGUCUUAGGGCCAUCUACAGCCAGAGACUACAUCCAACAGAUUUUGUGUCACCAUACUACAAGGGGGCUGCGUAUAAGAUGACUUUUGGAGACCAUAUCCACCCUAUGGCUGAUCCUACUCAUUGGCCUGUAUUUGAUGUACCUGAAAUUUUACCACCAACUGUCAAAAGAACUGCAGGCAGACCAGCUAAGCAGAGAAGAAGAGCCCCUCAUGAAGCAAGGAAAGGAAAGAGGCACAAGAACAACAAAUGCAGUGUUUGCAAGGAAUUGGGACACAAUGCCUUAACCUGUAAGGCAAGGAAGGAAGCAGCAAAAAAGGCACAAGAUGCAGCAACCUCUUCACAGCAAGCCAAAGGAAGGGGGAGGAAGAGAAAGGCUGAUAGUCAACAACCUUGA
This is a messenger RNA of Chenopodium quinoa (quinoa), 834 nucleotides long. RefSeq lists its product as uncharacterized. NCBI's taxonomy places the organism in Eukaryota, Viridiplantae, Streptophyta, Magnoliopsida, Caryophyllales, Amaranthaceae. The coding region runs from base 1 to 834 and encodes 277 amino acids. Gene Ontology annotation, molecular function: nucleic acid binding; zinc ion binding. The record is from RefSeq and is a predicted model, not a curated record. The transcript is spliced from 2 exons.